Dendrobium catenatum is the source of this 945-nucleotide messenger RNA. RefSeq lists its product as uncharacterized. Lineage: Eukaryota; Viridiplantae; Streptophyta; Magnoliopsida; Asparagales; Orchidaceae. Bases 1 to 945 code for a protein of 314 amino acids. The transcript has a single exon. The record is from RefSeq and is a predicted model, not a curated record.
AUGGACACUGCUUUAAUGUCAUCUGAUUUUCCUCCUCUUGGUAUGUCUUCGGGUGUUCAGGUUUGUCAGACUACCAAGAGUUGGAACAAAGUUUUUGAGUCGGAUAACUCUUCUCAAAAAUCUCUAAAGUUCUCCCACUUCCCUUCGGAACCGGACAUCAUUCCCUUUUAUGGAGAGAAACUUUCCAACGGAGGCGAAUAUUGGAAGCUCUGCCUUGUUAGUUACUCUAUAGAGAGACGUCCAUAUUACGAGGCUUUGCUGGGCGCUAUCAAAAGAACAUGGAGCUUAAAAGGCUCUGUGCAGCUCCUCUCCCUUAACGAUGGAUUUUUUCUCCUUCGUUUCUCUUGCGUGGAGGAUUUCGACAUGGUCUGGUCGCGAGGUGUGUGGUUCCUUUUGGGGAAACCCUUUGUUCUUCAAAAAUGGCACCCGAAGUUUGUUCCUAAGAGGGUGGAUUUUGCUACGGUCCCUAUUUGGGUGAAGAUUCACGAUCUUCCCCUCGCCUGUUGGAACUCAGAGGGGAUUUCCCGGAUCGCCAGUAAAAUCGGAAUUCUGGUUGCUGCCGACAAUCUGACCGAGAUGAAGACGCGACUUACUUAUGCUCGGGUUUGUGUGCUUGUUGACUGCAAUGCAUUAUACCCUAAGGAGAUCAAAGUGUCGCUGGAUGGAGACGUUGUCACACUGAAAGUUCAAUACGAAUGGAGACCUUUUCCUUGCGAACACUGUAAGUCGUUAAUGCAUUUAUCUUCUGCUUGUCCGUCCAAACCAAACUUGGAUUCUAAUCCUCAAAAUAAGGAGUUGCCUUCUAAUCGGGGUAGAAGUCAUAGCAGAAAGCCGCGUUUCAGGCCUCAUUCUAGGCCUCAAAACACUUCUAAGUCUCCAGUUACUAAUGCCGUCCUCCAGAAUCCUACUACUAAUACUACUGUCCCAGCCUCGGAAUAUUUGUAG